Molecule: messenger RNA, 1050 nt
Organism: Nezara viridula (southern green stink bug)
Lineage: Eukaryota; Metazoa; Arthropoda; Insecta; Hemiptera; Pentatomidae
Source: the annotation of a GenBank genome assembly
GUAAUUUAUAAACUUGAAACAUUCAACAGGAAAGUUUUUAUGUAAUCAAGAAAGCAAAAGAGGCAUAAAACCGUUAUUUUUAAAAUGAAACUGAAACUGAAAAAACUGAUUAAUUUCCCAUACGUGGGCAUGGGAGGAAGACGAAAGAUAUUCCUGUUGCUAGCAGCUCUGUGCACCUGUGAGGGAUUGCUGGGAAUAUCGCUGAUAGUGUUAGCAGCCAAACCACUCAGUACUGUCACUGAGCACCUGAAGGGACUAGACCUAUUGUUACCAACAAUACUAAAAGCACAGAUCUGUUAUGGUAUAUUUGUCACAUUUAUGUCUGUGAUCGGCAUCAGUGUAACUCGUCAUUGCAUUUACAGUUACAAUCUAUUCGCAAUAAAGCGAGCUCAAAUAGUUUGGUCAUGCAUAGCCACGGCAUUAAUUAUUUUAACGAUCGUAGCGUCUAUUUUCCUCUACAGAGUAAGGUCUCUGGGGGCCAUGGAAAUAGUCAAAACCUUUGAAAGAGGACUGUCACAAUACCUCCUCGAUAGAGACUGGAAAGUAAGGUUUGACAAAAUGCACCAGAACCUGAGGUGCUGCGGUGUGUCAGACCAUGAAGACUGGUUUAAAACAAGAUGGAUUCCAAUCAGUGCUUUGAAAUCCGCAGUUUUUAAUACAGAGUACAUGACAGUGGACGCCCGAAUAAAAAAACCAGUCCUUCCUGCCAGUUGUUGCUCGCCGUACGUUGAUAUUCCCUGUAUUCACGACUUCUUACAACAAGAUAGUCUGAAGCCUCAAAAAGAUAUCAGUUUGUUCCUUGAGGGAGUCUAUACUUCAGGAUGCAUAGGGAUUCUCUUAAAACCUAUGCUUACCUCUAUUACUUCCUUCAGUGUUAUUGCCAUCCUCAUCUGCAUUUUUCAGACUUGUGAGCUAGUUAUUGCUAAUGUAUUAUACUACCUUUGUACCCGAAAACAAGAAGAUUUUUGAAUAGUAUUAUAUUUUUAAAUAAUUAUUUGAGAAGUUUGUUUCGCUUCUUUUUUUGAGUCUGAUUAAUGAUUUAGUUUUUUA